Molecule: messenger RNA, 1524 nt
Organism: Vicia villosa (hairy vetch)
Lineage: Eukaryota; Viridiplantae; Streptophyta; Magnoliopsida; Fabales; Fabaceae
Exons: 1
Coding region: 1-1524 (507 amino acids)
Source: RefSeq, a predicted model, not a curated record
AUGGAAGACCUUGAACAAGAGAAUCAUGAAUUCCGUGAUGAUGUAACUACUCUUCGUGUCGGUGUGGAAAGAUUGACUGCUUUGGUGGAAAGCUUAGUGGCUGCUCGAAAUCAACCAUCACCUCCCCCAUCUCCUCGUGCCACUCAAAUGCAAACUGAAGUUCAGACUACGGCGAUUUGCGAAGUUUCUACUACUAGUGUUUCUGUGGCUCCUACCACUGGUCCCUCUCACUAUCAGAUGCCUAAUGGAUACCCUGGGGGCAUGUCUUACAACUUUGUGCCAGAGGGAUACCAUCCUGUUACUGGAACUACUCAAGUUACUCCUGUAAUGACUAUGACUCCACCUCUGGUACAUACCGUGCCACAAGCUGGGGCACCCAUUUACCAAGUUGAGCCCAAUGAAAGAAAUGAAGCUUAUGAUAAUUUCCAAGACCAAUUCCAAGAGAUGCGAAAGGAGAUUAAGGCCCUCAAAGGGAAGAAUCCAUUUGGAAAGAAUGCUUAUGAUAUGUGUCUUGUGCCAAAUGUGAAAAUACCUGCCAAGUUUAAAGUGCCUAAUUUUGAAAAGUAUAAAGGGAAUUCGUGUCCUCAGAGCCAUUUGACCAUGUAUUGUAGAAAGAUGGCCACUCAUACCGAUGAUGAUAAUUUAUUGAUCCACUAUUUUCAAGAUAGUCUAACUGGUGCUGCUUUGAAAUGGUACAUGGGAUUGGAUAGUACUCAUAUCAGUUCUUUUGAUGACCUUGUUGAAGCGUUCAUUCGACAAUACAAGUAUAAUGUUGACAUGGCUCCUGAUAGAGACCAACUCCGAGCCAUGGCACAGAAGGAGAAAGAGUCUUUCAAAGAGUAUGCACAAAGAUGGCGUGAGGUUGCUGCCCAAAUCUCUCCUCCUGGGGAAGAAAGAGAGAUGACCAAAAUAUUUUUAAAGACUCUAAGCUCAUUUUACUAUGAGAGGAUGGUUGCCAGCGCUCCGACCGACUUCACUGAAAUGGUGAAUAUGGGAAUGCGACUAGAAGAAGGUGUACGAGAAGGACGGUUGACUAUGGAAUCUGGAUCGUCGACUGGAACCAAGAAAUAUGGAAACAACUUUCAGAAGAAGUGGGAAGAUGAAACUAUUGCUUUUACAAUUGAUGCCGCACAAUUCAAGCAACCAUACCAACAGUCGUGGGCAGCUCCUCCUCAUAAUUCUUCACAGAAUGCUCCUCAGAAUGCAGCUCAGAAUCAGAAUCGUCAACGGAAUCAGAAUAUACCUCAAAGGAACCAACAGAAGGGGGAUCGUCGAAUUGACCCAAUUCCAAUGACCUACGCUCAGCUAUGGCCAUAUUUAAUUGAGAAGAAAGCAAUAGCUCCCAGACCAACUCGACCUGCAAAGUUUCCAUUUCCUAAGGAAUACAAUCCAAACGUCAAGUGUGAUUUUCAUGAUGGGAUAGCAGGUCACUCCAUUGAAGAUUGCAAUAUCCUGAAGGAAAAAGUUCAAGAUCUGGUUGACAAAAAGAUGCUCUCUUUCAAGGAUAUUGGUCCUAUGUCAUGA